AUGGACGGUCCUCUCCGCCGCCCAGCGGGGAUCCUCGGCUCCCCCCCGGCUUCUGGGAGCCAGCCUGCGGGCUCAGACUCGCUCAUCUCCGGCAGCAAACCUCUCGCUUUCUCCAUCGACCGGAUUAUGGCCCGGACGCCGGAGCCCAAGUCGAUAAUCCCGCUCCCCAGCUGGUUCCAGCCCGCUCCUCCCGCGGGGAAACUCGACCCGGCCCCGCUGCACUGCAUGAUCCCGCUGCUGCCGCUCGGGUAUGAGACCGGACACCGGAUCAGCAUCACCGGGCUGGAACCGGGACACUUUGACGCGUCUUCUCUCGCGGCUCCGGCAGACUUUCUGGGUUUUGGGCUGAACUACAAGCACGGUCCCCCGCAGGAUGAGUCCUCUCCGGGGCAGUACAAGCUGUUCCGGCCGCGCGUCGUGAACCAGUCCCAUUUCCCCGCCAUGGGCACCGUGUGCUACCUGAACUGCACCGGGGACACCGGAGGAGGAGGGUGCGCGCCCCCCGGGCUCGUGAACCUGCACCCCAUGGCCUCCUACCUGCUCAGCGCGCGCCACAAAGCCCUCAUGGCGGAGAAGAGCGUGAAGCCGGGGUUACAGCAGCAGACCGAUCGGUACCCGGUGAGUCAGAGUCAGAUCCAGAACUACAUGAAGGACCACAUCCUCACCGAGAAGAUCUUCAAAGGCUCCGCGGCGGCCCGGAUCCAAGGCUCGUGUCCCGGGAACAAACCCAAAGUGUUCACCUGCGAGGUCUGCGGGAAGGUGUUUAACGCGCACUACAACCUGACGCGCCACAUGCCCGUGCACACAGGCGCGCGGCCGUUUGUGUGCAAAGUGUGCGGGAAAGGCUUCCGACAGGCGAGCACGCUCUGCAGACACAAAAUCAUACACACUCAGGAAAAGCCUCACAAGUGUAACCAGUGCGGGAAGGCGUUCAACCGCAGCUCCACGCUCAACACACACACGCGCAUACACGCGGGAUACAAGCCGUUUGUGUGUGAGUUCUGCGGGAAGGGAUUUCAUCAGAAGGGAAACUACAAGAACCACAAGCUGACGCACAGCGGCGAGAAGCAGUUCAAGUGUGCGAUCUGCAACAAGGCCUUCCACCAGGUGUACAACCUCACCUUCCACAUGCACACGCACAACGACAAGAAGCCCUUCACCUGCCCCACCUGUGGAAAAGGCUUCUGCAGGAACUUUGACCUGAAGAAACACAUGAGGAAGCUGCACGACCUCAACACCGCGCAGCCCCCCCCGCAGGCCUGA
Trematomus bernacchii (emerald rockcod) is the source of this 1263-nucleotide messenger RNA. It is a transcript of the gene fezf1, whose product is annotated as FEZ family zinc finger 1. The transcript is spliced from 4 exons. The record is from RefSeq and is a predicted model, not a curated record. Lineage: Eukaryota; Metazoa; Chordata; Actinopteri; Perciformes; Nototheniidae. Bases 1 to 1263 code for a protein of 420 amino acids.